AUGAAGGAGCACGUGAUGAAAAUCCUGAUUGUCGGUGACACAGCAGUAGGGAAGACGUCUUUUAUACAUCGAUACGUCAGCGGGAAGUUCAAGGAGACAUACAAGAUGUCGUUGGGAGUGGAUUUUUCUGUGAAAGUGCUGCGGUGGUCAGAGAAAGAGACAGUCAGACUGCAUAUCUGGGACAUUGCAGGCCAGGAUCGCUUCACUUCCAUGACCAGGGUCUACUACAAAGGGGCUCUGGGCUGCGUUGUGAUGUUUGACAUCAGCGACUCGUCCAGCUUCCUGAAGUGUCACCAGUGGAAACUGGACCUGGACAACAAGGCCACGCUGCCCAGCGGAGCUCCCAUCCCCUGCAUCCUGCUGGCCAACAAGUGUGACCUUCCUGAGCGGGUGGUGACAGCAGACAGCAUUGCCGAGUUCAGCAAGAACAACGGCUUCUUCACCUGGAUGGAGACCUCAGUCAGAGACAACAGGAACGUUGAUGAAGCCAUGAGGAGGUUGGUGCAGGAGAUCCUGUCAGUUCAGUCCAGUGAGGACCAGACACUGUCCAGGAAGGACGACAGCGUCGACCUUCAUUCUCAUCACGUCACAAGCCGAAAAAACUGCUGCUGA
Messenger RNA from Salarias fasciatus (jewelled blenny), 612 nucleotides. Its product is annotated as ras-related protein Rab-7L1-like. The record is from RefSeq and is a predicted model, not a curated record. Gene Ontology annotation, cellular component: late endosome; lysosome; trans-Golgi network. Gene Ontology annotation, molecular function: GTPase activity; GTP binding. The transcript is spliced from 5 exons. Gene Ontology annotation, biological process: endosome to lysosome transport; phagosome-lysosome fusion. The coding region runs from base 1 to 612 and encodes 203 amino acids. Lineage: Eukaryota; Metazoa; Chordata; Actinopteri; Blenniiformes; Blenniidae.